AUACACUGUUGGUAGUAGAGUCAGUGGGAGUACAAAUAAAUAGUAAAAAAAUAUUUUCCGGCUUCAACUCCAGUCAAUAUCUACCUUGGACCACUGUCAAGGACGUCUUUAUCAACGAAGUUAUAUCCGGGCAACGGGUGCUGUACUUCUUGACUUUCAUAGUUGAGGAAAGCGUCAACGGCGAAGAAAAAUCCAGACUGGUUCCUCUGUUUCGAGAAUUAAAACCAUCGAAGGAAUGCCUGGAAUACGUAUAUGGAGUAUUGGCAAGUCUGAUAGGACCGGUCAAGUACAGGCCCAGCCCACCUUGAAUGUCCCUGGCUCGUAUUGGCUCUCCAACAAGCAAAACAUAUACAAGUUCACCUUUAAAUACAACGAAUCUACAAGGUAUACCAAAGAAUUUCCCUACAAAGACGAAUUGAUGAAAAUCAUCAGACGAAUUAUAAAAAGUCAACCCAGUCAAGGUGAACUGAGCACUGUGCACCUUUCGAUAACUUACAAACACACGUUUUGGACACGUCAGGACAAAAUGUUUGCAAUGCUGAAAUUUUGCAAUCGACAAGGCGCUGCAGCUUUUCCUCAAGCAUUUAUUCUGACUAUUUCUAUUGUGGACAAUCUGGCAAAUCAACCAUCCGGACGGGUAACCCAGGGUGAUCCGUAUUUAAGGUGCCAAGAUAGUAACUUUUUUCAAUCAUCGGCAAUCUCAUCCAGUCCUGCCGUAAUAACCCUGUCUGACCAAACCAUGCUUCCAUGGGCCAAGGCUAAUAUCAAUCGUACAAAACUUACAAGACUUCCAAGCUGUCGCAAUGAGAUUACGACGACAGAAAUUGUAGCCGUUGACAUAAGUCCUAGCCAGAGGACUUGCACAGGUAGCAACUUCGAUAGCUUCACAAAUCUUCAUGAAUCAUUGGAGGGUACGCCGACCAAGUGUAUAAGUAGAAGUGGGCCGCCGCGGCCAGAUACGUGGACAAGGCUACAGAGCCAGGUUAAAAAGUAUGAUGACACACAAUUAGUAACUGCUGACGACAGUAUGAAAUAUUCGCAGGACACCUACAGUGCUCAUCCACAUACGGAGCGGGGCAAAUUGUCAAAUAGCCCUGUAAUGGACAAGACAAACAAGCGCAAAGAUGACGAAGAAACGGAGGGUUCGAGGACAGAAUCAGAGAAAAUAUAUCCACGUUCAUCGAAUAUCACCGAUCUAGUCAUGGGAGGUUUGAUGUUCACCAUCAAGCAGGAUGAGGACAAUGUGAAAGUGGUGGAACAGAGGACGAAAAUGGAAUUGGAUGAAGUUUUAGAGAACUCUGAAAAAAUUGAAACAAAAGAGGGUUCAAGAUGUUUGGUAAAUUCUAGUCUUCUUGGAUUGGAGAACCUUGUUACCAACAUUGAAAUACCCGACAGUCACCUGAAAAUCCUACCAACUAUUAAUAUCGCCCCCACAGUCAGCCGCGAGACUUUCUUGGCUUAUGAUCAACUCGCGAAUCGUGGAGGCAUGCUCGUUGAAGGAGUCCCGCCAGUUCGAACCGCUGGCAAAGAUGAGAGGACAGAUGUUAUUCGUUGCAAGAGUCAAAGUUUGACGAAAAGUUAUAAUGAAAUCGCUAACGGCGAUAACAGUGACGCUGAUAAGAAUGGCAAUAAUAAAAAUAUCAACGGCAACGACAAUAACAAUAAUUACAAUAUUAGUAACAGUAUCAAUAAAAUCACAGGGAGCAAUGUUCAAAUAGAUAUGUUGAAAUUGUUACAAGAUAUAACGCAUGGUGCGAAAGUUAUGGUCGAACGGAUCAGCGAUGCCGAUGUAAGGAAUGCAAAGAAACCUUUGACAAACUGUGGAUCCGCAAAUACAGGCAGGUCCGCUCGUAGUUUAUCUCGAAGUACAUAUUGACGAUGAUUAAAAAUGUAAUUUGGCAACUGCCAACACGUAAUAUAAUGAACAGAAGUAUAAUAGGGGGGCUUCGAACUGAGCAAAUUAUACAAAGACCAUAGAUAUUCUUACCGUAUGAAAUUAACGAUAGUACUUGACACAAUAGAAGUGCGAAGUAUGUUUAAGGAUGCAUUAUGCGUAAACACAUAGCUGUGCGUAUGACAGCUUCAAAAAUACAUGAAACCUAACUCGUUACGGACGAACUAGAUUAUGUAAAAUUGGAAACCUGCCAAUUUCUACUGAAAGUCCCACUUACUGACAACAUUGGAUCAAUUAAAGUCUUCUAC
Messenger RNA from Diprion similis, 2202 nucleotides. RefSeq lists its product as uncharacterized. Lineage: Eukaryota; Metazoa; Arthropoda; Insecta; Hymenoptera; Diprionidae. The coding region runs from base 236 to 1876 and encodes 546 amino acids. The transcript is spliced from 4 exons. The record is from RefSeq and is a predicted model, not a curated record.